UAUCGAACAGGUGUCUCAAAGCAUCUGAAAUUUCUAAAAGUGAAAGAAAAUUAAUUGUGAAGUGAUGUAACGAAGGAAAGACGUAUGGUGAACUGAAAUAUCAAGAGCAACGGGAGCAGCUUCUUUUCGCGGCAAAAAACGGAAGAACCGAAGAGUUGUAAAGGCACAGAAUUGAGGUACAGAACGACAUGACGGCGGAACAUGAAAGCGAUACGAGGGUGAGGUUAAGGAGGACGAAAAGUGUCACCAGGGCCGAGGAAAUCCAGAAAGCCGAGAUGAUGGCGCGGAAAUCGCAGCCGGACAAACCAUGUCAUCGUCCUAGAGACAGUCUCUUUUCGUGGAGCUCCGGGUUCGACAACUUCACGGGAUUCGUCAACUGGGGCUUUCUGUUGUUGGGCAUCGGUGGAAUCCGAUUGCUGCUGGAAAAUUUCAUAAAGUACGGAAUUAGAGUGGAUCCGCGGCAAUGGAUUAUGUUUGUCGGGGGCAAGUACGAGGACGGCGAGGAAUAUCCUUCGAUUCUCCUCAUCAUCUAUUCCACCGUGCCCGUUGUACUGUGUCUGCUGAUCGAAAAGGGACUGUCCGUGGAUAUCAUAGCUCACGGGCCAGGAAUGGUGUUCCACGUCGUAAACCUCAUCGUGAUGGUUCUGGUGCCGAUGGUGGUCAUCCACGUGAAGGAUUCCGGAUUCAGCCUGUUCGGUGCCAUGUACGUGUGCAUGCUGUACGCCAUCCUGUUCCUGAAGCUAUGGUCGUACGUGCAAGUGAACAUGUGGUGUCGGCUGAGCAGUCGAAGAAAGACAGUGAGCCAGGGCAGAAUACGACGGCAAUCCCUGUCGUACAACAAUCUACAAGCCUCCAGCUUGAACGUUGCAGAGGUCGACGACUCGAAGCACGAAGUAGACGGUGCUGGUACCUCCUUGGUGCAAUAUCCGGACAACCUGAAUCUCGGUGAUCUCUACUACUACAUUCUGGCCCCUACGCUCUGCUAUGAACUGAAUUUCCCUAGGACACAAAGGAUUCGCAAAAGAUUUUUGAUUAAACGGAUCGUGGAGGUCGUGGUCGGCUGCCAAGUGGUCAUGUCGCUGUUUCAACAAUGGAUGGUCCCGUCCGUGAAGAACUCGCUGGUGCCGUUCAGCAACAUGGACGUGGCGAAGGCUUCCGAACGGAUGCUAAAAUUAGCUAUACCGAACCAUCUUGUCUGGUUGUGCUUCUUCUACUUGAUGUUCCAUUCGUUCCUGAAUCUGAUGGGUGAACUGUUGCAUUUCGCUGAUCGGAAUUUCUACUGCGACUGGUGGAACGCGAAUAACAUCGACACUUUCUGGAGAACAUGGAACAUGCCGGUGCAUCGAUGGGCUUUGCGGCACUUGUACAUUCCUAUCAUCGAGAUGGGAUACGGAAAAUCGACCGCCUCUGUCAUCGUGUUUUUUAUCAGCGCCUUCUUUCACGAGUAUCUCGUGAGCGUACCUCUGAAGACGUUUAAAACGUGGGCGUUUAUGGGAAUGAUGGGACAGAUACCAUUAUCGAUGAUAAGUAAGAAGGUGGAGCAACAUUGGGGUGCCAGAUGGGGCAAUAUCACGGUGUGGGCGAGCCUCAUUAUCGGACAACCACUUUGCAUAAUGAUGUAUUACCACGAUUACGUGGUAACUCAUUUCGGUGAGACACUGAUCGAGGAUUAUUCCGUGGUGUAAAAUGACAAAUGUAGACAGGAAUCGACGAUCAACGAUGAGGAGACCGGAUUUCGUGUGCUAAUCGCCAAUCAUUUUAUUUUCACGAUUUCUUUCUUCGAGCGUGUGUUGAUUCCUCGUGAACUGUUUUCGGGGAUCGUCCAGAUAAUUGUUCGUAUUUUCGAAUAAAAAUGAAAACGUAGAAGCAUGUAUACCGUGUAGAGAUGCUGCUAUUGAUUCAAUCUUUUUCAUUUCAAUUUGAUAGGUAUAUUUAAAACUAUUCACAUAUUAUUUGUUCAACGUAUGAGAGGCUUUUGUGAAAGCAUUUAAGAGGCUACAUUUAAUUGAGAAUCAUUUGCACAUUCGGGUCAUGAUUGACCCAACAUAGCCGUCCAAGGAUUAAGAUAUCGGUAAGGUUAAUUGGAGUGAUUGAUGUAUGGAAAGUUUUAGAUUUGUAGCAGGUACCACCAAUUGUAUUUAUACACUUUGUAUAUUUUAUGCACAUUGUAACUUAUAGUUUGAUUUAACAAAUAAGCGUACACAGAUUUAAAUGAUAAAAUUACCAGUCACUCUCAUUGGCCUUAUCAAUACUGUCGAUAUUCAUCAAUAGCAGCAUCUCUACUAUGUAAGCGAAACUUACAAUUAGAAUCGCGAACAAGUGCCUUAAGUAUUACGCGGUGACGUGACAUUCGAUUUUCAAUCGAUUCAGCGUGAAGAACAGAGAAGAGCAAUAGAUUGUAUGAAAAUGUGACACGUGUACGUGUGAUUUUAUUGUUUUCUGUAAAUGGGGUGAUGGUUUCGAGUUGACGGGUUAUUUAAUCAUUAAUUGCAGCAUUCGCAUUUUUAGCCGUAAGACUGUUAUUCGCUUUGAUACGAGGAUUUUAAUAUCCCUGCAUUUUUCAACGCAUUUCGUUCUUGUUUGAGCACAAUUUUUCAUGAUUUCGCCGAGAUUAUGUUAUUUUGAAUGGCCGAAAAGAAAGACAGGGUAAACUCGCAAUAUUCUCCGGGCAACGUUGAUCGACUCGCACGAUUUUAUAUUUUCUGUACAAUCAUAAACGCGUCUCGUAAAUUCACGAUACUCGACUUUUCUCGCGAUGUUAACGCGAAUAUUAACCGUGCGUUAAGACAAUAAUUCAUCGUAUUUUUUCUAUCUCGCAUCGUUUUUACUGAAAGAGUGAGAGAGAGAAACGGAUCGAGAAUAUUAACCGUAGUAAAUUUAUCCUAUCGCGAUAAAUUUGUCCGGAGCUGCGUAUUCGGCAAAUAUUUUAGCCGGUCGCGCGUAUCGCGAAAGCAUUUACGACGAAGCAGAUGCCGAAGCGGAGGAUUUAACGAGCCAACUUUCAUUGUACGCGAACAGCGACGAUUUUGUAGAUUUCGUUCGGUACUCGCUAUCGCGUGCCACCGCGAGCACAAACUGGUUGUCGAAUAAACGAGAUCUUUGUUA
Molecule: messenger RNA, 3105 nt
Organism: Osmia bicornis bicornis
Lineage: Eukaryota; Metazoa; Arthropoda; Insecta; Hymenoptera; Megachilidae
Gene: mdy
Product: diacylglycerol O-acyltransferase 1
Exons: 14
Coding region: 189-1685 (498 amino acids)
Biological process (GO): triglyceride biosynthetic process
Cellular component (GO): endoplasmic reticulum membrane
Molecular function (GO): diacylglycerol O-acyltransferase activity
Source: RefSeq, a predicted model, not a curated record